Messenger RNA from Paramecium primaurelia, 789 nucleotides. The record is from the annotation of a GenBank genome assembly. NCBI's taxonomy places the organism in Eukaryota, Ciliophora, Oligohymenophorea, Peniculida, Parameciidae.
AUGCUGAAUUUAAAGAAGCAUUCUGAAUAAGAUGUGGACUCUUUGAUUGAGUCAAUGCUUAGAUUGAUUGAAUACAUGAAUAAUAACCCUUCUAUAAAACGUUAAAUUUUUGAAUCAUUCAAUUAAGAAGAUUUAUAGAAAAUUUUGAAGAAUUUGAAUGAAAAAAAAAGCAUUCAUCUUCGUAAAGUUUCUUGCAUAUUUUUAUGUAUUGUACUUUAGAAUGAAGAGAAUUGUGAAAAUUUUAUGAAACUUUGUGAUUUACUUCCAAUCAAUUCCAAGAUUUCUUUAAAUGGUAUUCCUGAAAAAAUGAGUUAAUACAUAACAAGUGAUUUGUUAUAAAAGCUGAAUUAAGUUUAACCUUCUGAAAAUAGUUUAUGUUGGUUCUAUACAUUAUAAAUGGCAAAAGAGAAGUUACCAAACUUAGCUUAUUUUUAACUUAACACAAAAGAAUUAAAAAAAUCAAUUAAUGAUUUUAUCGAUCCUUCUGAAUGCAUGAUUGGAACUACUUAUAGAAAACUUCCCAUAAAGCCCCUCUAAACAGAUACUUAAAAUUGGAGCAAUAGAAAUGAGCAUCAUCAUAAAAUGAACAUUUCUCCUGUGAGUAAAUAAAUGGCUUCAUUGAUCUUACCUUUAAAGGAAAUAAAUAAUCCAAAGUAUUAUUAAAGAUAUGUUGCUAAAUCUAUAAAUUAAUAGUAAUUUAAAAACAUACUUUCGAAUACAGCUAGAGCAGACACAUCUUAUGAUAAGCAUUAACCAAGAUCAGAAAUUUUGAAGAAUAGGUAUUCAUGA